CAAAGGAGAACCCAUCUUUUGCAAAUAUACCACAAGUCAAAAUUAAAGAUACAGAGGAAGUCAGAGAGGAGGCGGUAAGAAUGACCUUACAAAGGGCCAUCAAUUUCUACUCAACAAUCCAGGCAGAUGAUGGUCAUUGGCCUGGGGAUUAUGGGGGUCCCAUGUUUCUAAUUCCUGGUUUGGUGAUUACUCUUUCAAUUACUGGAACUCUAAAUGUCGUCUUAUCAAAGGAACAUCAAUGUGAGAUUUGCAGAUAUCUAUACAAUCAUCAGAAUGAAGAUGGGGGUUGGGGUCUACAUAUCGAGGGCCCAAGCACCAUGUUUGGUACUGUACUCAAUUAUGUUACUUUGAGAUUGCUUGGUGAACCUGAGGAUGGACUAGGGGCAGUGGAAAAAGCACGGAAGUGGAUCUUGGAUCAUGGUGGUGCAACUGCAAUCACUUCAUGGGGGAAAAUGUGGCUUUCAGUACUUGGAGUGUACGAAUGGUCUGGGAAUAAUCCACUGCCGCCAGAAGUAUGGCUUUGCCCUUACCUUCUCCCAUUUCAUCCAGGAAGGAUGUGGUGUCAUUGCCGAAUGGUGUAUUUGCCCAUGUCCUAUUUAUAUGGUAAGAGGUUUGUUGGUCCUAUCACAUCCACAAUCCAAUCUUUGAGAAAGGAGCUUUAUACAGGCCCUUAUCGUGAAAUCGAUUGGAAUAAGGCUCGCAAUGAUUGUGCAAAGGAAAGGAACUGGUAUCCAAUUGACAAGCCCACACGGGCACAACCCAUUAACAGAUACAACAAGACUUAUGUUCGAUGA
Messenger RNA from Corylus avellana, 794 nucleotides. NCBI's taxonomy places the organism in Eukaryota, Viridiplantae, Streptophyta, Magnoliopsida, Fagales, Betulaceae. The record is from RefSeq and is a predicted model, not a curated record.